Molecule: messenger RNA, 5100 nt
Organism: Gallus gallus (chicken)
Lineage: Eukaryota; Metazoa; Chordata; Aves; Galliformes; Phasianidae
Product: ATP-dependent DNA helicase Q4-like
Exons: 23
Coding region: 109-5100 (1663 amino acids)
Biological process (GO): double-strand break repair via homologous recombination; DNA replication; telomere maintenance
Cellular component (GO): chromosome; nucleus; cytoplasm
Molecular function (GO): 3'-5' DNA helicase activity; zinc ion binding; nucleic acid binding
Source: RefSeq, a predicted model, not a curated record
GGGGAGAAAGGAGAGCGGGAGGUUCGCGGCGGGCGGUAGCGCUGAGGGAACGGAGUCGGAGCGGAGCGGCUCUGAGGGUCCGAACCGAACGGAACCGGAACCGAACCGAUGGAGCGGCUGUGUGAACUGCGGGCGCUGCUGAAGGGCUGGGAGACGGUGUUCGAACGGGAGAACGGCCGGAGACCGGGAAAGGCUGACGUGGCGGCGGCUUCAGAGGACACCAAGCGGCUGUACCGGGAGUACCGGGAGCUGAAGCAGCAGAAGGACCCCCCUGAGCAGAGCCCAGUGGCACAGCAGGACUCGGGCUGCUGGGGGUCACACCUGAACCGACAGCCGAAGGUUCCCGGGACACGACACCAACCGCCACCAUCGGCGUCAGCACAGCUCUACGGGAUGAGGCUGAAGGCCAACCUGGGCACAGCCCUACAGGAGACGCCGUCGGCGGUGAGACGGAGCCUGGCCUGCAGGAGGAAAGGCACGGCACGGCGCGGUGACGGCGCCGCGUCCCCCACUGCUGCCAGCGACGGCGAUGAAUUGGCUGCCGUCCUCCCCACAGCCGUGCGCUGCCUGGCGCCACUCAUCCUGACUGCGGGGUCGAAGCCUCGUCCCCAAACGGACCGAUUCCGGAAGCUGAAGGAAACGGUGGCGCAGAGAUUGGGGUCGCUCGAUCCCGGGUGGCUGCGGCGGUGCCAGGGGACAACGGGAUGUGGGGUGGGGGCGGAUGGGUGCGAAGAGGGGAUGGUUGGGGACUCGGGGAGGGGGAUGGGGCUCGGAAUGGGGACACUGGGACAGGAAGAGGGGAUGUUGGGACCUGAGAUUGGCACACCGAGACAUGAGGAAUGGGCAAGGCUUGGAGUGAGGACACUGGGAUGUGAGGAGGGGUCGCCAGGACAGGAAGAGGGGACGCUGGGACCUGAAAUGGGGACACCAGGACAGGAAGAGGGGACAAGACUUGGAGUGAGGACACCGGGACAGGAAGAGGGGACACCGGGACCCAAAAUGGGGACACCGGGACACAAAGAGUGGACAAGACCUGGAGUGAGGACACCGGGACAGGAAGAAGGGACACCAGGACCCAAAUUGAAGACACCAGGACAGGAAGAGGGGACACUGGGACCCGAAAUGGGGACACCAGGACACGAAGAGUGGACAAGGCCUGGAGUGAGGACACCGGGACACGAAGAGGGGACACUGGGACCCAAAAUGAGGACACCUGGACACGAAGAGUGGACAAGGCCUGGACUGAGGACACCAGGACACGAAGAGGGGACACCGGGACCCGAAAUAGGGAUGCUGACGCAUGAAGGGGGGACAAGACCUGGAGUGAGGACACAAAGACAUGAAGAGGGGACACUGAGAGCCAAAAUGGGGACACCAGGACCUGAAAUGGGCACACUGGGAUGCGAAGAGGGGACAUUAGGACAGGAAGAGGGGACAAGAGCUGAAGUGAGGGCACAAAGACUUAAAAGGGGGACACUGGAACCUAAACUGGGGACAUCAGAGCAUGAAGAGGGGACACUGGGAUCUGAAAUGGGGACACUGAAAUGUGAAGAGGGGGUGCCAAGACCUGAAGAGGGGACACCAGAACACAGAGUGGGGACACUGAGACCCAGAAGGGGGACAGUGAGACACAAAGAGGUGACACUGGGAUGUGAAGAGGGGUUGUUGGAACCGGCAGCGGGGCUGCCAGGACCUGCAGUGAGGACAGUGGGAUGCAAAAGGGUGACACCAAGACGGAAGAGAGGGACAUCAGGGCAUGAAGAGGGGACACCAGGACCCGAAAUGGGGACAGUGGGAUGCGAAAAGGGGACAGUAGGACAUGAAGAAGGGACACCGGGACAUGAAAUGGGGACAGUGGGAUGUGAAAAGGGGACAGCAGGACAUGAAGAAGGGACACCAGGACCUGAAAUGGGGACACCGGGACCUGAAAUGGGGACAGCAAGACCCAAAGUGGCAUCUCGGGGUCGGAAAAGGGGAACGCCGCAAUGCAAAAGGGGGACAUCAGGAGGUGAAGAGGGGACGGUGGGAUUAGAAGAAGAGAUGCCAGGAGAUGACAGAGGGACACCGGGACCCAAAGGUGACACGGGACGGCGUCGUGGCCGCGUACCGAAGGGCGGCACCGGUGGCACCGCUCGGGAUGGAGCUGUUAAUGUGGCAAAGCCCAGAGCUGCACGCAGGAAGAGGCCGUGCCCAGAGGAUGGCAAAGAGGAACCCACAGCUGCCCCAAAGCAGAGGAGGACGGCGCCGUCCCCAUCUGAAAACCUUCUGGGUGACUUUGAGGAGGAGGAGGAGAAGCCCAGGGCGGUCUGCAAAGCUCUCCCCGCCAGAGCUCCUCGGCGGCCUCACGGCAACUUCGUGCGGCUCAACCUGAAGAGCAGAUCCCACGUGCGGGGCGCUGCGCUGCGGGGAAGGCAGCUUCGCAAGCAGGUGUGGAAGGAGAAGUGGCAGAAGAAGGCAGCGUGGUUCGGAGGCGGUGGGGCCGUGGAUCGGAGCUCGGAUGUUUGCUUCAAAUGCGGCACAGUGGGGCACUGGGCAGCGGCGUGCCGGGGGCGAGGCACCACUGCCCGUGCACCUCCUCCAGCAGAACCCAUCCAUCCCAACGAUGAAGAAGAGGAGGAGGAGGAUCCCCUGCCCACACUGGAAGAGGUGGCCCGCCGCACUAACACCAUUUAUCAGGAGCUCCCCGCAUCCAGCAAUGAGCAGGACGGAGCUGAGCUCACAGGGUCAAUCCCAUACCUGGACGUGCAGCGGCCCCCCUAUGAGCCCCCCGAGCCCCCCGCACCCGUGGAGCCCCUCUACAGCCUGGGGCCGGAUGGGAAGCCGCAAGAAACCCCCGAGGAGGUGCUGGACGCGCUCUCGGAGUUGGGCUACAGCUCUUUUCGCCCCGGCCAGGAGGUGGCCAUCAUGAGGAUCCUCUCGGGCCUCUCCACGUUGGUCGUGCUCCCCACGGGGAUGGGGAAGUCACUGUGCUAUCAGCUGCCCGCCUUCCUGUACCACAAACACAUACGGAGCAUCGCGCUGGUGGUCUCCCCGUUGGUGUCGCUGAUGGAUGACCAGGUCUCAGGUCUCCCCCCAUGCCUCCGCGCCGUCUGCGUGCACUCCCACCUGAGCCGUGCACAGCGGGACGCGGCGCUGCAACGUGUGCAGGAGGGCUCAGCUCAGGUGCUGCUGUUGUCCCCCGAAGCUCUGGUGGGCGCAGGCUCCUGCUGUCUGCCCCCUGCCCACCAGCUGCCACCCGUGGCCUUCGCCUGCAUCGACGAGGCUCACUGCAUCUCUGAGUGGUCCCACAACUUCCGUCCCAGCUACCUGCGGCUCUGCAAGGUGCUCCGGGACCGCCUGGGCAUCCGCUGCUUCCUGGCUCUGACAGCCACCGCCACGGUGGCGACAGCGCGGGACGUGGCGGCACAUCUGGGCAUCCCGCAGCAGGACGGCAUCGCCGUGCAGUGCGCCACAGUGCCGCCCAACCUGCAGCUCUCCGUGUCCGUGGAGUGGGACCGUGACCGGGCUCUCGUUAACCUGCUGCGCAGCGAGCGCUUCGUCGCGCUCCGCUCCAUCAUCGUGUACUGCACGCGCCGGGAGGACACGACCCGCGUCGCCGCGCUGCUCCGCACCUGUCUGCAGGAUGAGCUGCUCACCAGCACCACGCCAGGAUCCAAGAGCAGCCACCGCCUCCAACCCGAUCAGAUCGCGGCCGCGUACCACGCCGGGCUGACGGCUGCCGAGCGGCGCCGCGUUCAGUCCGCCUUCAUGCGUGGCCGCCUCCGCGUGGUGGUGGCCACCGUGGCAUUCGGGAUGGGGUUGGACAAGGCGGACGUGCGCGCCGUGCUGCACUACAACAUGCCCCGUAACUUCGAGAGCUACGUGCAGGAGAUCGGCCGCGCCGGGAGGGAUGGGGAGCCCGCGUGGUGUCACCUCUUCCUGGACCCCGAGGGCUCCGAUCGGUACGAGCUGCGGCGUCACAUCUUCGCCGACUCCGUGGAUUUCUUCACCAUCAAGAAAUUGGUGCAGGCCGUCUUCCCACCCUGCAAAUGCCGGGAGCUGCACCGGCGGCGCCGCGCCCUCACCGCGGGAAUGGAGGUGAGCGACAAAGAGAUGGCCGCCAUUGGGAUGGAUGGCGAUGGAGUGACAUCAGAGGGGGGUGAUGAUGUGAUGAGGUCAGAGGGGAACAGCGACGGUGUGACAUCAGAUGAGGACGAUGACAUCAUGGCGUCAGAAGGGGGCGGGGAGCGACAGAGGGUCUGCUAUAAACAUGAGCGCGCCAUCCCCAUUGAGAGCACCGUGCAGGACCUGGAUCUGAGGGAGGAGGCCAUCGAGACCCUGCUGUGCUACCUGGAGCUGCACCCCCGGCGUUGGGUAGAGCUGCUGCCCCAUACCUACUCUGUCUGCACCGUGCACUGCUAUGGGGGACCCCGACAGCUCCGCGCUGCCGCCCGGAGCUGCCCCCCCCUGGCCGUGGCUUUGGCCCGCAGCCACCUCUCAGGGGGACCCCCCCGCGACUCCUCAGCCCUGCAGUUCGACGUCGUCUCCCUCAGCGACUCCAUGGGCUGGGAGCUCCCGUUGGUCAAACGAGCUCUGAGGCAGCUGCAGUGGGAGCCACGCAGUGGGACGGCCGCCCGCAGCUCCGUGACGGUGCAGUUCUCGGAGCUGUGCUUCCACCUGCGCUCCUUCGGGGAUCUGAGGCACUGCGAGAUGGACGCCGUGUGCCACUUCCUGCAGCGCCGCGUGGAGGAGCGCCAGCAGGGGGCGCUGCGGCAGCUCAACGCCUGCAGGAGAGCCUUCCGCAGCGUUGCCUUCCAGGGGGGCGACCCACAGCCCCGCGAGGAGGAGGAGGAGCGCAGUGGGCGGCUGAAGGCUCUGCUGAGGGAAUACUUCCAGAGGGACCCCCACGGCCCCAAAGGGGGGGAGGAGGAGGAGGAGGAGGAGGAUGAAGGCCUCAGUACUGCUGAGGCUCUGCAGCUGCGCUCCGCUCUGCGCCGUUUCCUCUCUGCGCGCCCCGACGACGCCUUCACCCCGCGGGCGAUCGCCCGCAUCUUCCACGGCAUCGGUAGGGGGCCGCCCCAAAACCACCCCAAAAGAACCCCCAAACCACCCCCCCCAUAG